Capronia epimyces CBS 606.96 is the source of this 984-nucleotide messenger RNA. RefSeq lists its product as uncharacterized. Lineage: Eukaryota; Fungi; Ascomycota; Eurotiomycetes; Chaetothyriales; Herpotrichiellaceae. Gene Ontology annotation, biological process: tRNA modification. The record is from RefSeq and is a predicted model, not a curated record. Gene Ontology annotation, molecular function: RNA binding. The transcript has 3 exons. The coding region runs from base 1 to 984 and encodes 327 amino acids.
AUGGACCGAGAGCCGCACACCGCAUCCCAAAGGACCAGCAAAAGCAAAGCCAGCUAUCGCAAGCAGAGACCACGUGAUCCAAGCCUGUCUCAAGGCAAACCCAAAGCUCGGCAUAUUACACCAGUGAGUGCAUCUGGCAUCCACAAUGGCGAUGUUGGCAUAUUCGUCACCUGCGACAAAGGCCAGGAGAAGAAAUGCUUGCUGGAGCUCGGAGAUCUUUUGGGCGAGUACAUCCCGGAUGAGCAGCAGCCUGAGCAGCAGGGAAAUGGCAAUGGAGGAUCGAGCGAAGUGGACCAAGACAACGACAUCGAGGCAGACAUUCUCGCCGAACUAGAUGCACUCCGCCCUAAACCGACGACAGGCUUCACCUCGCAGAAGCUGUCUUUGAUAACCUUGGACAUACCUUGUGUUUCGUUCGUCAGAUUCCCUGCCGCCAAACCAGCAGAAGCCGGGGUGGACCCUGUGGCAGUCGUGCGCAAUAUGUGCCUAUCGGCCUCUCAGAAGGAUUCUUCUGGACCACGGAGCCGCUAUAUCAAGAGACUGACUCCAGUAAGCCUGAUACGCAAAACACUGAACAGCGGGCUUGAAUCACUCUGCGACCAGAUCCUCCCACCACACUUCCUGCUAGAGCCCGAUAAUGCUGGGACGCAGUCGGAGCCGGCAGCUCGAGGAACCCAGGCGAACGUGCCCGUCAAGUUCGCCAUCCGUCCCACAAUCCGGAACAACAAUAAGCUUGACCGAGACCUGGUCAUACGGACAGUCGCGGACAAGAUCUCAGCAUUAGGCCAGGGCAAGCACACGGUCGAUCUCAAGGGUUAUGACAAGGUCGUGCUCGUCGACGUGUACAGAAAUGUGGUCGGCAUGAGCGUCGUAGGGAGCGACUUCGAGACUCUCAAGAGGUUUAACCUGUCCGAGAUCCACGCCAGCCACUUUGAUGACGACAAGCAAGAGCAACAGGUUGAAAAGGCGGCCACCGCUGAUUGA